AUGUCUUUGGUGUACUUUGAUAUCACCUAUCAGGACCGCAGUGGCAGCACCGUCCCCUGGGGCCAAAUCGUUUUCCAGCUCUAUGAUCAAGUUGUCCCCAAGACAGCUGGCAACUUCCGCGCCCUCUCAACCGGCGAGCAAGGCUUUGGUUUUGCCGGUUCGAAGUUCCACCGUGUGAUUUCCGGAUUCAUGGCACAGGGUGGUGAUUUCACUCGAGGAAAUGGAACCGGUGGCAGAUCGAUCUACGGCGAGAAGUUUGAAGAUGAGAACUUCAACUUGCGACACGAUAAACCCUUCCUUCUUUCUAUGGCGAAUGCCGGUCCCAACACCAAUGGCUCGCAGUUCUUCAUUACAUUCGCUCCUACCCCUCACCUAGACGGCAAGCACGUUGUUUUCGGAGAGGUCGUCGAAGGACACCAAAUCGUCCAACAAAUGGAAUCAAAGAGCUUGGACAGAUCCGGUACCACAGAUGGUACCAUUAUCAUUGCCCAAUCGGGAGCUCUCUAA
This is a messenger RNA of Penicillium angulare, 507 nucleotides long. RefSeq lists its product as uncharacterized. Gene Ontology annotation, biological process: protein peptidyl-prolyl isomerization; protein folding. The coding region runs from base 1 to 507 and encodes 168 amino acids. The transcript has 4 exons. Gene Ontology annotation, molecular function: peptidyl-prolyl cis-trans isomerase activity. The record is from RefSeq and is a predicted model, not a curated record. Lineage: Eukaryota; Fungi; Ascomycota; Eurotiomycetes; Eurotiales; Aspergillaceae.